Messenger RNA from Dovyalis caffra, 843 nucleotides. NCBI's taxonomy places the organism in Eukaryota, Viridiplantae, Streptophyta, Magnoliopsida, Malpighiales, Salicaceae. The record is from the annotation of a GenBank genome assembly.
AUGCCCAGGUACAGAAGCCGGAGCAGAAGCUACAGUCCUCGUCGCCGUAGCCGAACCCCUCCUCGAAGCCGAAAGCGAUACGACGACGAAGAUCGUCACCGUGACAGCCGGUCUUACCGUGACCGUCGCUCUCCUGCUCCCUCUGGCUUACUCAUUCGCAAUCUCCCUCUCGACGCCAGGCCUGAAGAUCUUAGGGGGCCAUUUGAGAAAUUUGGUCCCUUGAAAGAUAUUUAUCUGCCCAAGAAUUACUACACUGGGGAACCUCGAGGGUUUGGAUUUGUGAAGUACCGUUAUGCUGAAGAUGCAGCUGAAGCAAAGCAACGGAUGAACCACAAAAGUAUUGGUGGACGUGAGAUAAGAAUUGUUUUUGCUGAGGAGAACAGAAAAACACCUCAAGAAAUGCGCAGGACUACUCGCUCAAGUGAUCGACACGGAGGCAGCUACAGAGGGAGAACACCACCAAGGUCCCCAAGAUACCGAUAUCGUUCUUACUCGCGCUCACCUUCACUGGCUAGGCAUGAUUUGAGGGAUCGCAGUGUGAAGGAUGAUUAUCGCUCUCCACAGAGAUCAAGAUCCAUUACACGCUCUCGUUCUCCACGAGAUGGGAGGGACUACUGGGCAGACCAGCGCUCACUAAGCCCUGAGGAAAGCUACCAUGCAUCUCGCAGAUCAAGGACUCCGAGGGCCAACAGUCGAAAUCCAGCGAAUUAUGGCAUGCUUAAGUAUCCAACAAUAAAUACUGAGGGUGUUGCCUCUGACUCAAGGCACAAUGCUGGAUCUAAGCCACCAGAGUCUCAAAGUCUAAAGAAUAAUGCAGCGAUAGAAACAAUUCUUCCUUUUUAG